CGUUGUGGUCGCCGUCAUGUCUGUUCCUCCCUCGCAAAGGCCCAAUUUUUCUCGUCCCUUCGGCUCGGAUUUUUCCCCCUUUUUCACCGAUAAGGGGCUCCUUUUCCUCCACACCACACCAAUUCAGCCAUCAAUCCCCAUCAGUGAGCAGUUGUCGUCUUCCCCAUCGCACACGCUCUAGCUCUACCCCCUUGAAGGACCUUGGCCUCUCUUCUUUCCUUCCUGCCUCUUUUCAGCUGAGGCCCGGUCCUUUUGCAGCAUCGCGGUCCGUGCGUCGUUUCUUGCUCCAUGCGAGUCAAAAGGGAUACAAGAAUCGCCUGGGGACGCCUGUUUCUUGAUGUGGAUGACAUGAGCACACUAUAUACAAUUGUGACAAAGAUGACAGGAUCUGCUCCCUGCUAAGUUUUUGCCUACAAGUUUGUAAAGGGCAGUAUGUCAGCUAGGGCUUCUAACCAUCCGUACAAAAUUUCAAAUGAUUCUCAAAUGCCAUACUACAGUGACUCAGCACCUGUAGGAGAAAAUGGUAGGUUUCAUGCGAUGCAAAAUAAUCUAGAUCAUCACUACUCUUCUCCUGAUGAUGGAUCACAGAGGAUUAAUAGUUCUAACACCCAAGUAUUUGAAGCACAGUACUGCACUCUGGAAUCGUCGUCAGCAAAUGGUAUUUAUCCUGCACAAAGCUCCACAUCUUCUCACAGCAUUUCCCCUUUAAGUGGGAGCCCCCUGUCUCAGCAUGAUGGCCACUCAGAUCACACAUAUAGUUCUCCCCCAAGUGCUUCCUGUCUAACUGAAGUUGCAGAUCUCCAGAUUAAAUUAAAAGAGUUAGAGAAUGUUAUUCUUGGACCUGAAUUGGACAUUACUUCUGACAGCCCUGAGAGCUUCUUACAAGCCAAUGUUCAAUUGAGACCAGACAACUGGAGACAACUUCUGGGAAUUGAUGCAGGAGACUUGAAGCAAGUUAUCAUAGCAUGUGGUAAGGCUGUUGCGGAGAAUGAUGUCUUUGCAACAGAACUGCUGAUAUCUGAGCUAGGUCAGCUCGUAUCUGUAUCCGGAGAUCCAAUGCAAAGACUCGGAGCAUAUAUGUUGGAAGGAAUUGUUGCAAGACUUUCUUCCUCUGGCAGUAUGCUAUAUAAAUCUUUGAAAUGUAAAGAACCUACAGGCUCUGAGCUCAUGUCAUACAUGCAUCUCCUUUACGAGAUCUGCCCAUUCUACAAGUUUGGUUAUAUGUCAGCAAAUGGUGCUAUUGCCGAGGCUAUUAAGGGUGAGAACUUUGUUCACAUCAUUGAUUUCCAAAUUGCUCAGGGGAGCCAAUGGAUUACUCUGAUACAGGCCCUUGCUGCAAGGCCUGGGGGUCCACCAUACAUUAGAAUCACUGGUAUUGAUGACUCAAAUUCUGCUUAUGCCAGAGGGGGUGGGCUUGAUAUAGUUGGGAGGAGAUUGCAUAGUGUUGCUCAGUCAUGUGGUCUUCCCUUUGAGUUCAAUGCCGUUCCAGCUGCUAGCCAUGAGGUUCAGCUUGAGCAUCUUGCUGUAAGACCCGGGGAGAUUAUUGUUGUGAAUUUUGCCUAUCAGCUGCAUCAUGUUCCUGAUGAAAGCGUAAGCAUUGAAAAUCAUCGGGAUAGGAUUAUAAGAAUGAUCAAGAGCAUCAAUCCUAGGGUUGUUACUCUUGUUGAGCAGGAGUCAAAUACAAACACAGCUCCAUUCUUCCCGAGAUACAUGGAAACUCUCAACUACUAUACAGCCAUGUUUGAGUCGAUAGAUGUUGCUCUCCCAAGGGAUGACAGGAGGCGGAUGAGCGCAGAACAACACUGUGUUGCAAGGGAUAUUGUUAAUUUAAUCGCAUGUGAGGGUCCUGAAAGAGUUGAGAGGCAUGAGCUGUUUGGAAAAUGGAAGGCAAGAUUUGCAAUGGCUGGAUUUAGGCCUUACCCACUGAGUUCAGUGGUGAACAACACCAUCAACACUCUGUUGCGUAGUUACAACAGCUGUUACAAUCUUGAGGAAAGAGAUGGUGUCCUUUACCUUGGAUGGAAGAACAGAGUAUUAGUCGUAUCUUCAGCAUGGUGUUGACAUUUCCUUAGAAGAAGCUCAUAUUUUUGUUGCCUUGCAGGUUUCAUCGUAUUUUGGCCUCCAUCCCAUGUUUCCAAGACUUCAUCCUGACUCUAUCCUGAACUCUAUUAAUAUAGAAGACCCUGUAAACCACUACUACUUGGUUUACUUAGUAUUUUGUUUGUCUGUGUUCAGUUUCCAACCCUCCCAUGCUCACACAAGCAAUCUAAUCCAACGGUUAGCUUAUCAUCUAAAUCGUCACCGCAAGUUGAAGGGGAUCCUGAAAUUAGAAGUUGUAACUAGGAAUUUGGUUUCUCUAAAGCUGGGUUACAGCUCCAUAGGUUUGGCAGAUGCAGAGGUUAUGCUAGGCAGGCACAAGAGGAUGUCUGUCAGUCGUGUACUCGUGUAUCAGUUUGGACUGUGUUGGCCCCUACUUUGUAUAUAUAUGUGUGGAAUGCUAUGUGGUUUCUUUGUGAUGAAGUCUCUAGCUGUCGCGUCA
Messenger RNA from Setaria italica (foxtail millet), 2539 nucleotides. Its product is annotated as scarecrow-like protein 21. Gene Ontology annotation, cellular component: nucleus. The coding region runs from base 433 to 2061 and encodes 542 amino acids. The transcript is spliced from 3 exons. Gene Ontology annotation, molecular function: sequence-specific DNA binding; DNA-binding transcription factor activity. NCBI's taxonomy places the organism in Eukaryota, Viridiplantae, Streptophyta, Magnoliopsida, Poales, Poaceae. Gene Ontology annotation, biological process: regulation of DNA-templated transcription. The record is from RefSeq and is a predicted model, not a curated record.